Messenger RNA from Sardina pilchardus (European sardine), 1763 nucleotides. RefSeq names its product cholinergic receptor, nicotinic, alpha 2a (neuronal) (gene chrna2a). NCBI's taxonomy places the organism in Eukaryota, Metazoa, Chordata, Actinopteri, Clupeiformes, Clupeidae. Gene Ontology annotation, molecular function: acetylcholine receptor activity; acetylcholine-gated monoatomic cation-selective channel activity. Gene Ontology annotation, cellular component: plasma membrane; neuron projection; postsynaptic membrane. The coding region runs from base 56 to 1660 and encodes 534 amino acids. The record is from RefSeq and is a predicted model, not a curated record. The transcript is spliced from 7 exons. Gene Ontology annotation, biological process: regulation of membrane potential; synaptic transmission, cholinergic; monoatomic ion transmembrane transport.
UUACAGUUUCAUAAAAGGCAAACUUUCCGUUUGGACGUUUGCGGUCAGCUGUGAUAUGGAACCAGCAGUUGUUUUCUUCUUGAGGAUCACUUUGCUUGGCUGCCUAACAUUAACCAAGAGCACUGUGGCAGGUGACAAGUGGACUCAUGCACAUGCUGAAGACCUCCUCUUCAAGAAGCUCUUUGAGGGAUAUAACAAGUGGUCCCGGCCAGUGCGCAACAUCACAGAUGUCGUCAUUGUCAAAUUUGGGCUCUCCAUUGCUCAGUUGAUUGAUGUGGACGAGAAGAACCAGAUGAUGACCACCAAUGUGUGGCUGAAGCAGGAGUGGAACGACUAUAAGCUGCGAUGGAAGCCCUCUGAUUAUGACAACGUCACAUCCAUCAGGGUCCCAUCAGAGCUCAUCUGGGUUCCAGAUAUCGUCCUGUAUAACAAUGCAGACGGUGAGUUUGCUGUGACCCACAUGACCAAAGCUCACCUGUUCUACACGGGCCAGGUGCGCUGGGUGCCCCCGGCCAUCUACAAGAGCUCCUGCAGCAUCGACGUCACCUUCUUCCCCUUCGACCAGCAGAGCUGCAAGAUGAAGUUCGGCUCGUGGACCUACGACAAGGCCAAGAUCGACCUGGAGCGCAUCGAGAACACGGUGGACCUGAAGGACUACUGGGAGAGCGGCGAGUGGGCCAUCGUGGACGCCGUGGGCACGUACAACACCAAGAAGUACGACUGCUGCCACGAGAUCUACGUGGACAUCACGUACUACUUCAUCAUCCGCCGGCUGCCGCUCUUCUACACCAUCAACCUGAUCAUCCCGUGCCUGCUCAUCUCGUGCCUGACGGUGCUGGUGUUCUACCUGCCGUCGGACUGCGGCGAGAAGAUCACGCUGUGCAUCUCGGUGCUGCUGUCGCUGACCGUCUUCCUGCUGCUGAUCACCGAGAUCAUCCCGUCCACGUCGCUGGUGAUCCCGCUCAUCGGCGAGUACCUGCUCUUCACCAUGAUCUUCGUCACGCUCUCCAUCGUCAUCACGGUGUUCGUGCUCAACGUGCACCACCGCUCGCCGAGCACGCACGAGAUGCCCCGCUGGGUGCACGCCGUCUUCCUGGAGCUCAUCCCGCGCUGGCUCUUCAUGCGCCGGCCGGCGCCCAACGCCAAGCGCCGCCGCCUGCUGCGCCUCAGCACGUCCAAGAGCUGGCUGCACGAGGAGACGGACGUGGACCGGACGCCCGUGUGCGAGGAGGGCCGGGCGGGUCUGCGGCUGGGCACGUGGAGCGGGGUGCCCACCUCCUACUCGUUCCCCACGCUGCACCUGCCCGACGUCGACCCGCUGGGCCGGAAGUCGGCCUCGCACCACCAGCUGGAGGGCCUGGCUCCAGGGCUGGUGGGCUCCAGGGGGAGCCUCCUGCUCUCGUCCCAGCGGCUGCCCGAUUUCGGGGCCCUGCAGGCGGACCCGGCCCUGCUGCUCUCCCCCAGCGUGAUUCAUGCCCUGGAGGGGGUGCGCUACAUCGCCGAUCACCUGCGCGCCGAGGAUGCUGACUUCUGUGUGAAGGAGGACUGGAAGUAUGUGGCCAUGGUGAUUGACCGUAUCUUCCUGUGGAUGUUCAUCAUCGUCUGCCUGCUGGGGACAGUCGGCCUCUUCCUGCCACCUUGGCUCUCAGGAAUGAUCUAGGUCACAGCUCUGGGGCAUGGUGAUAACACACAAACACACACGCACACACACACACACACACGCACGCACACACACACACACACACACACACGCACGCACACAC